Messenger RNA from Myxocyprinus asiaticus (Chinese sucker), 3735 nucleotides. Its product is annotated as prestin-like. Bases 198 to 2417 code for a protein of 739 amino acids. Gene Ontology annotation, biological process: transmembrane transport. Gene Ontology annotation, molecular function: chloride transmembrane transporter activity; bicarbonate transmembrane transporter activity; secondary active sulfate transmembrane transporter activity. The transcript is spliced from 19 exons. Gene Ontology annotation, cellular component: membrane. NCBI's taxonomy places the organism in Eukaryota, Metazoa, Chordata, Actinopteri, Cypriniformes, Catostomidae. The record is from RefSeq and is a predicted model, not a curated record.
UGAUUACGCAGCUGUCGUCAGCAGUUAAAGGGCAUUCCCCAGUUAAACAGUUCCUCAUUUUCGGGACACAAGCGGUGUGAGAGUGUUCUCUUUCUACCAGUCAUUGAAAACAGAAGAGGAAGAAAAGGAAGAAAGAUCACAAGUGCUGCGCUCGCGAGGUCAUUGUAGCCUGACAUGCUCUUGUUUCCACUGCUGCUAUGGAGCAUGUAACUGCUAACGAGGAAUCGUCCUCUACGCUAAUGUACCGCGUGGAACGACCUAUAUUCAAUGAAGGCUAUAUACACUCAGAGCUUUUGCACAAGAAGAAGAGGUCACCUAAGUCCUGUAGACGGAGAAUGGCUGAGCAGUUCCGGUGCUCAUCUGAAAAAGCCAAAUCUGUUGCACUUAGUUUCCUGCCCAUUGUAACAUGGUUGCCAUCAUAUCCACUGAAGGAAUACCUGUUUGGGGACAUUGUUUCAGGCAUCAGCACAGGUGUAAUGCAGCUACCUCAAGGUCUUGCUUAUGCAAUGUUGGCAGCUGUUCCCCCAGUGUUUGGGUUAUAUUCAUCUUUCUAUCCGGUCCUAUUAUACACAUUCUUUGGUACCUCAAGACAUAUAUCAAUAGGCACAUUUGCAGUAAUCAGUCUGAUGAUUGGGGGGGUUGCUGUCAGGGAGGCCCCGGACUCCAUGUUUGCAGUCAAUGGGACCAACGCAUCACAGAUUGUGGAUUUUGAGGCCCGUGAUGCCAGGAGAGUGGAGGUGGUUGUAGCUCUAACAACGCUAGUGGGAACCAUUCAGUUUGUUCUGGGUCUGCUAAGAUUCGGCUUUCUGGCUAUCUACCUGACUGAGCCGCUGGUGCGAGGUUUCACUACAGCUGCCGCUGUGCACGUCUCAGUCUCGCAGCUCAAGUACCUGCUGGGAGUGCACACUGCACGUUUCAAUGGGCCUCUGUCCGUCCUUCAUAGUAUUGAUGCUGUCUUCAGGAACAUUGCGAGCACUAAUGUUGUAACUCUUAUCAUUGGACUGGUGUGUACUGUCUUCUUGUACGCUGUGAAAGACCUCAAUGAGCGCUUCAAAAAGAAACUACCUAUCCCCAUCCCUGGAGAGAUCAUAGUGGUAAUUGUCUCCACUGGGGUCUCGUAUGGGAUGAUGAUGUCCGAAAACUAUGAUGUAGAAGUUGUGGGUAAAAUUCCUACUGGGUUGCUGCCACCCAAGAUUCCAGACUUCUCAGUGUUGCCAAACCUCUUCACAGAUGCCAUAGCUAUAGCUGUUGUUGGCUUCUCAAUUGCAAUCUCACUGGCAAAAACCUUUGCUCUCAAGCAUGGCUACAGUGUGGAUGGAAACCAGGAGCUCAUCGCGCUAGGUCUUUGUAACUUUUUGAGUUCAUUCUUCCACACUUUUGUUGUAACCGCCUCAAUGUCUCGCAGCCUGGUACAGGAGAGCACAGGAGGACAUACUGAAAUUGCAGGACUCUUGGCAUCCAUACUUGUGCUACUGGUGGUGGUGGCCAUUGGGUUUGUCUUUCAGCCAUUACCUACAACUGUGUUGGCUGCUAUCAUCAUGGUCAAUCUCAUGGGAAUGUUUAAGCAAAUGAGAGACAUUCCUGCAUUAUGGAGAACCAGCAAGAUUGAAUUGGCAAUUUGGCUGGUGUCCUUUUUUGCAUCCGUUCUCUUGGGUUUGGAUUAUGGGCUGGUGGUUGCCAUGGGCUUCGCCAUACUGACAGUUAUUUACAGAACACAGUGCCCUAAAAAUGCUCUCCUUGGACAAGUCCCAGAUACAGGACUGUACUGUGACGUAGAUGAAUAUGAAGAGGCUGAGGAAUGCUCAGGGAUUAAGAUUUUUCAGUCCAAUACCUCUGUCUACUUUGCAAACAGUGACCUGUAUGUGAGUGCCCUCAAGGCAAAGACUGGAAUUGACCCCGCACAACUUCUUGCUGCCAGGAAGUCACAGCUACAGUAUGCAAAAAGAGACACCAGAGAGAGAAAGAGUGUGAACCAUGGUUCUUCUCUGAAGAAAAAUGCUGUUGUUUUAUUGGAUAUGGAGUUGGGUGUCACUCAUGAGGUGGUGUCUGGGGAACACAAACAGAUGGAUGUAUAUACUAAUGGACUGAUGACGGAGACCCACACGGAGUCAGACUCUGAGGAUGAUUUUUUCCUGCAGCGUCUAACCCCCAUUCACUCCAUCAUACUGGACUUUACCCCCGUCAACUUUAUUGACUCUGUAGGGGCCAAAACCAUUAAAUCAGUGAUUAAAGAGUUUGCAGCAGUCGAUGUGAAAAUAGUCCUUGCUGGAUGUAGCAGGACCCUUAUCUGUGAUCUCAGGACACUACAGUUCUUCAGUGACCCUGUGACCACUGACCUCAUUUUCCCUACCAUUCAUGAUGCUGUGUUACACUGUCAGCACUGGAAAGACCUCCCCACCUGUUCUGGGAUCCAGUGAACACUAACCAAACAACAGAACUGAUCAUUCAACUCUACUGUAUGUUUAAGUGGGUGGGGCUUGAGUGACAUAAUUUGGUGUUGUGAUGGAACAAGCUCUUGUUGAAGUACUGUUACUCUUAAAGUCACUUUAGCUUUUGCAAGUCAUGGUAACAGACCAGAGGGGGCAGCAAUGAACAGGCCAAAACAUUUUAUCCAUUUGAGAUGGAACAUGCCAGUAAAUGUUGGGCUUAAUGUCAUUGGUGCUGUUGUGUUAUUACACAAGCCAUGAUCAUAAGCUCUAUCAUAACUAGUUACUGAUGUUUGUUGUCAAGUACAGAACGCUCUGUUUCCUUCUUUUAAGUGCAAUUAGCAUAGAUGGACUUUUGACCAAUGUUUUUGCAUUGGUCUAAAGCUUUUAUUGACAUUCCAGUGAGCUUAUUUUUAUGAUAAUUUUAGUUUUACAAUUGUAUGCCAUGUGCAUGGCGUUUGUUACAACAAUUUAGGCACAUUGACAGUUUUUCCUUUUCACAGUAUUUGAUUUGUGGCAAGGCCACAGUUUCUCAGCUGGCUGUAGUAUUCAACAAAUAAGCAGUUUAAUAUGCUACAAAUGAUCAAAAAGCUCAUCACGGAAUUGCACAGUUGUGACGAUGCUGCUUUUAAUUUCAUUUUAUAUUCUAAGGGUAUCUCAUUUAUAUUUAGUUUCUGAGAAGGCUUCCUUAUCUGCCUGAAAUUGAUUUGUUCUUUGUUUUAGCUUUUACUACUACAAGAAUUCUCACUUUAUUAUAAUGGAAAAUCAUGGUUGCUCCAAAUUUUCUUGGAACCUAUUUUUCUUUUUGUGACUACAAAGAACAUUAUUAAGAUGAAAGGGAUAUCAGUUAGUUAUUAAUAUAACAACUGAUCCCAUGAAGUCUUUAUAUUGUAUUCGGGUGUUCUUGUUUUGUUUUUUAGAGCAAUAAAUAAAUUCUCACAAUGUAUUCUCAGGCUGAGACUGUCCAGGUUGUGUUGGAUGCACAGAUACAGCCUAUGAAAUGACCACUUUGAGCACCUUUAAGUUCACAAUAUAUGCUCACACCCAUACAUUUAUGCCAUCUGUCAUUGGCCAUUAACCAUUACAGUCCACAUUUGAAAAUUUUCUUCUGUACUAAUAUUUAGAUGCUGCUUCCUCGCAGCAAUGAAGACCAAAAUACAAGAAUCGGUUGCAACUGCCUACAAUGCAGUGCAUUUUGUCUUUUUAUGCAUUUGUGGAUGUAAGAUAUUUUUGUAUAAUAAAUGCAGACAAAUCGUUAAUUCUAAAUUAUUAAAUGUGUUCCUCAAAAGUGCCUUCCCAGCUAAAUGUA